AUGGCCGCCUCGGACCUUCCUCCCCUUCGCCACAUCGCUAUCGCAGAACUUCGUCGCGCAGACAUUCCCACCAAGAAGAUCCAUACAGACGAGGACCUCGUAUUCUGGAAGACUACUCGAGGAUACCAAGAUUACGGAUUGUUUCUGCGGCGGCUGAAUGAGUCCGUCGUAGGCUACACCCUACCUUGGACUGAGCCACCUAGUGAGCCGGCAGCAUCUAUAUUAUCUAUGCUAGAUACUCUCGAUCACUGGAUCGAUGAGAUUCCACCUCUACCAACCCCGCAGCGCUUUGGAAAUCUCGCGUUCCGCACCUGGGGGAGGCGUCUUGAAUCGGAAACUCCUUCUCUUCUACACACACUCCUACCUUCUUCCUUGCAUCCUGCCAUACCUUUCCUCUCGCCCUAUUUCGCUACGGCCUUCGGCUCGCCCGUGCGCAUGGACUAUGGCACAGGACAUGAGACGUCGUUCGCUCUCUUUCUGCUCUGCCUAUCCCUGCUCCGCUACAUCGAGCCCAACCCGGUACACGAGCGCGAGCUCGUUCUGUCUGUGUUCGUGCGCUACCUCAGGCUCUGCUGGCGCCUCCAGGACGUAUAUAACCUCGAGCCAGCGGGGAGCCACGGGGUGUGGGGCCUUGAUGAUUCGCAUUUCCUCGGGUAUAUCUUCGGCAGUGCCCAACUCCGAGAUCAGACCGAGUACUCGGUCUCGGCCGUGCUGCGGCCGCCUCUGCCGCUGACAAACUUGUAUUUCAUGUCAAUUAUGCGGAUACACGAAGUGAAACAUGGCCCGUUUCACGAACACUCGUCACAGCUGUAUUCAAUCGCUACUGGUGUCGCUUCAUGGUCGAAGGUGAACUCAGGGCUGUUUAAAAUGUAUGAGGCUGAAGUGCUGGGAAAGCGUGUGGUCGUGCAGCACGUCUUCCUUGGCGGACUCCUCGAUUGGAGCGUCUCCCCCGACCCGACACCAUCCACACCUACCCCAAACACUGUACCGACCCUCGCUCCACACCGCGCUGCGCUGUACCCGACAUCAAUACCCCACACAAACUCUGCGAGCGCCUUGCCUGCUACACGUGUUCCAUGGGCUACCACCGUGUCUCAGGCAUCUACCCCGCGCAGCCUCACAGGCUCGCCGUUCCGCACCGAUGGGGUGCACAGUGGUCACUGGCAUGGACAUGGACAUGGCCCGAUCAUCGCGGCGCGCAUGCCACUGGGGCCCACAGCAAGUACAGCCUUACGUCCGCUGGAUUCUACCUCAGGCACCUCUCCACGCUCGCUUGGUAAUGGCGUUGUCAGCUCCAUUCCCCCGCCUGCGGCAUCCAAGGAGCAUGAAUGUGCUAGGGGAGAGGGCGGUGCUCACUAA
Molecule: messenger RNA, 1359 nt
Organism: Sparassis crispa
Lineage: Eukaryota; Fungi; Basidiomycota; Agaricomycetes; Polyporales; Sparassidaceae
Product: Serine/threonine-protein phosphatase 2A activator 1
Exons: 5
Coding region: 1-1359 (452 amino acids)
Biological process (GO): mitotic spindle organization
Cellular component (GO): nucleus; protein phosphatase type 2A complex; cytoplasm
Molecular function (GO): peptidyl-prolyl cis-trans isomerase activity; protein tyrosine phosphatase activator activity
Source: RefSeq, a predicted model, not a curated record